Messenger RNA from Medicago truncatula (barrel medic), 1134 nucleotides. Its product is annotated as putative F-box protein PP2-B12. NCBI's taxonomy places the organism in Eukaryota, Viridiplantae, Streptophyta, Magnoliopsida, Fabales, Fabaceae. The transcript is spliced from 3 exons. Gene Ontology annotation, molecular function: protein binding. The record is from RefSeq and is a predicted model, not a curated record. The coding region runs from base 46 to 873 and encodes 275 amino acids.
AAAAUCCAAGUGCCACCUCUAUUCUUCGUAAGCGAGGAGCAAAAAAUGACAGCCUUUGAAGAAUUACCGGAAGGGUGCAUCGCGGCUGUACUCUCCAGUACAACUCCAGUCGACGCCUGCAGACUCUCCUUCAUUUCCAAGAAUUUUCUUUCUGCGUCCGAUUCCGACGCUGUAUGGAAUCGCUUUCUCCCUUCUGAUAUCUCAUCUAUCAUCUCACAGUUUCCUUCCCUGUCCAACAUUCCUACCAAAAAAGAUCUCUAUAUUGCUCUAUCUGAUCGCCCUAUCAUCAUCGACAAUGGUAAAAAGAGUUUUCAAUUGGAGAGAAAGAGUGGAAAGAAGUGUUAUAUGCUUUCUGCUAGAUCUCUUGCCAUUACUUGGGGUGAUACUGACCAAUAUUGGAACUGGACUGUGAUGCCGGAAUCCAGAUUUCCUGAAGUUGCCGAACUUCUUCAUGUGUGUUGGCUUGAAAUUCGUGGGAAGUUAAACACCCUUGCCUUGUCCCCAAAUACUCGGUAUGUAACUUAUCUUGUGUUCAAGAUGAUCAAUGCCUAUGGAUUUGAGUACUUUCCUGUGGAGUUAUCAGUUGGUAUCGAAGGUGGCCAUAGUAGCACUAAAAUUGUCUGUUUAGCGGAUCCAAAUGCGAGACGUAGGCACCGUAGCAGAAUUAUAGUUACGGAGCCCAACAGAGUAUUAAGAUUGCAACGUCCUAAUGUGAGAAGCGAUGGCUGGUUAGAGAUUGAGAUGGGAGAGUUCUUCAUUUCAGGCCUAGAAGAUGAAGAAGUCCAAAUGAGUGUUAUUGAUAUAAAGGGUGGUCAUUGGAAGAGAGGUUUCUUUGUUGAAGGAAUAGAAGUUAGGCCUAAGGAAGACCAUUAGGCAACAUUCCAUGAACUAUGCAUAGGUUUGUGUCUUGGAUAGCAGACCAGUGUUUAAAGAUUUGAAGUCUCCGCUUUUCAUCAUAUUAUGUGACAUAUAUUCUUGUUCUAAACCGUCUCUUCGUGAAGUGUAUGAAAUAGUAAUAUUGCUUAUUGUAAAUAUAUUAUAGCAGUUAAUUAUAUAUUGAGAUAAGUGUGUUUUAGAUAUUUCAACUAUAUUUUGUAAUGUAAUAUUAAUUUGCUGACAUUUUUUUGUUUGAAA